Molecule: messenger RNA, 1151 nt
Organism: Paramecium octaurelia
Lineage: Eukaryota; Ciliophora; Oligohymenophorea; Peniculida; Parameciidae
Source: the annotation of a GenBank genome assembly
AUGGGUUGUUGUUUAACUAAAUAAACUAAACAUAAAAAGUAUGCCAAUGCAGGUUGUGAUGAACAUCCAAUUUAAUAACCUGAAGAAUCGAAUUAUUUUGAGGUUUGUCAUGAGGCUGUUGUUCCCAAGGAGGCAAAACCAGAAAAAUAAGAAAAAUAAGAAAAAUAGGAAUAAGAAAAAUAGAUCACUUGGACAGAAGGAGAAAUGAUAGGCCAAGGAGCUUUUGGUAGAGUUGUCUUGGGAAUGAAUAGGGUGAGUGGGUAAAUUAUGGCUGUCAAACAAGUGUUUAUCAAGAAUGGCGAUGAGAAUGUAAAAUUCAAAUGUUUAUCUUAGAAAGUAUAAUCUAUCUAAAGAGAAAUUGAAAUUCUGAGUAAGUUACAGCAUCCUCACAUAGUGCGUUAUUAUGGUUCAGAAACAAAAAAUGACUAAUUAAAUAUUUUCUUAGAGUAUGUCAGUGGUGGUUCCGUUCUCACUAUGAUCAAAAGAUUUGGCAAAUUCAAGGAGUCUUUAAUUAGAGUUUAUUUGAAAUAGAUUCUAUUAGGAUUACACUACCUACACUCGAAAGGAGUAAUUCACAGAGACAUCAAAGGAGCCAACAUCUUAAUCAAUUAAAAUGGAUAAGUGAAAUUAGCAGGUAGAUUAUUAAACUUUGUUCCAUAGAUUUUGGAAGUGGCAAAUAAUUAUCUGAAAUCAAACAUGAUAUUGUUGGUUCCUUAUGCGGCACUCCAAAUUAUAUGGCUCCAGAGGUCAUCAAUUAGUAACACUAUGGAAAGUAUCAUCAAUAUAUUAAGUGUAAAAUAGGAAGGCCGAUAUUUGGAGUCUGGGUUGCACAAUGAUUGAAAUGGCUACUGGACAUCCUCCAUUCUCAGAAGUCAAGAAUAUCUAUACCGUCAUGGUUAAAAUAAGCAAGUUAACUGACACCUUUCCUAUUCCUGAAGAAUUGAAAUCUGAGUAGGCUAGAGACUUUCUUAAAAGAUNUAAUGAACUCAUGAUCUAGUAUUCUGGUAUUUUUAUAUGCUUCAGUAAAAGUUUUGAUAAGCUCAGGGUCUCCACUCCUGGAAAUUUUGACUGCUACUUAUUCUCCAGUUUCGACUUUGAUGGCUUUUCUCACUAAUCCAUGUGCACCUUCUCCAAUCAUAUUGCCUAGUUGA